Molecule: messenger RNA, 3374 nt
Organism: Synchiropus splendidus (mandarinfish)
Lineage: Eukaryota; Metazoa; Chordata; Actinopteri; Syngnathiformes; Callionymidae
Gene: tnfrsf9a
Product: tumor necrosis factor receptor superfamily, member 9a
Exons: 8
Coding region: 288-1094 (268 amino acids)
Biological process (GO): regulation of cell population proliferation
Cellular component (GO): external side of plasma membrane
Molecular function (GO): signaling receptor activity; cytokine binding
Source: RefSeq, a predicted model, not a curated record
GAGGUGGGCCGCACCUGCUGCUAAUUGGUGUCGCCGUCCGUCCGUGUGUUCCGCAAGUUGUUCUGUCAACAAUGUCGACAACAUUCUCGGAAAUGAUUCAACUACACGGUUGGAAUGUUGUCUGUCUAUUGUUUGUCGUGCACUGGAAAGCACGCCGUCCAACUGGGAGUUGGGCUGCCGAGUGAACUGCGCUAGCAGUGAGUCGCAGCAGCAGAGGUGGAGACAGCUUGAUCAAGUGACACAGCAGGGGCUGACUGACAUCACCAGUGGAAGCCAGGCUUGACAGGAUGCCGACGGCUCUCAGGACGCUCAUGCUGCUGCUCUGUCUCCAGGCCAUUCUGGGGGAGGGACCCUGCACCCAGUGGACAUCCUGUGGAAGCAGAGUGGUCCGCUGCGAAACCUGUGAACCAGGCUACCGUCUGCUGACGGCUUGUGGAGAAGACCCUGCCGUGCUGUGCGCUCCAUGUGAUGAGGGAACCUUCUCGGUGGACCCGAGGGCCAUGAGGUGUCAGAGGUGUACACAGUGUGUGGGGGCCCAGGUUCAGCUGAAGGCCUGCACACGUGCAUCCGACACACAGUGUGGCUGCAAAGAAGGACUCACCUGUGGAGACGCUGGCUGCUCCUUCUGCGUGGAUCUGUGUGGGCGAGGCACGGAGCCGCAUGAAAGAGAGUGCAGGCCCUGUCCGCCCGGAACAUUCAACGAUCAGAUCCACCAGAAGUGUAAACCAUGGAGCAGCAGAUGUCCGGACUCUGAGGAGAUGGUGGGGAAAGGAGACGCCUUCUCUGACAUCAGAUGUAACACCACUGCUCUUCACAAGACAAAAUCCAAAGGGUCCGACCAGUCUGACAGGGUGGCGCUCUUCGCUCUGGGCAUGAGUGUCGCCCUGAUGGUCUUCAUCGUCGUCGUCAUCUUCCUCAUCCUCAUGGUGAAAAUGUCCCGUAAAAAGAAGAGAGUCACUUUGAAGACGACGAAAACGACCAUCGUCAGAACCCCCACAGAUGGACCGCAGACCCUGAUCGCCACUGAAUCCAGUUUCCACGAAGCCGAACAAGAGCAAGGCAACUCUGACUCCACUGAACAGCUGAUCCUGUGAAGGGAUUGUUGCCAUAAGUAGAAAAGGAAGAAGGAAGCGGUGAACUCCAAACAUCCCAUUAUUCAUGAUGACAGCUGGCGGAGACAGAGAAAGAAGAAAGAAUUCAGGGGGAGUCCAGAUAAGUUUUGCGCUGAUAAAUAUGCUGGUUCCUCUUUCCCUUUACUUUGCCAGUUUCACUUUAAAAACCUCGCGUGACUUCUUCAGCGCACCACGCUCUCCUGUCCAAAACGGUUUGGGUUGCACUCGUUACACUUUCUUUAGUUGCGACUGUUCCUGCAGGUCCCAACAAGACGUGCUUGGUGACUCAGCUCACUCCCACAAACGUGAGUCAGGCAGUCUGGCUGUGACUCUUUACCUUUUGGGAAGAGGUGACGGGCAGUUUCACUCAUUCAACUUUGAUAACUGCAGAUUAGAGCACAUCUGAAGGGGGGGGCUGAACCUGAGCGCAGGUUCCCAUCUAUGCUCAUGAAAUGUGGGCCGCUGUAGACGCGCUGCCCACCUACAUGGAAACCUCCAGUGGCUGCCUGAGUCACCUUGCAAACCCACUGUAGCAGCCCAACAUUUCCACUUCGAGACAGUCAGCUUUAAUGUGUCGAGACGUCUUUAAAAAACGUGCUUUAUUUCAAAAUGUACAUUUCAAAGUGGUCCAACCAUGUCGUAACGCAGGUGGAUGCUAAAGGGUGAGGAAAGAGUGCAGGACACUGAGCAGCCACACAAGCUUGUUUCACGCCACAAAUGACACACACGUCAUGUGGUUGUGUUGACACAGUCGCCACCAGGUUUCACACACACGCAGCUUACUGUCACUCCAAUCUUGACUUGAUACGAUCAUAUGACUGAUGGAUCAAAAAUAGAACUUACUUAAUAAACAUCAGGCUUGGAGCAGUUGAUCAAGAUCAGUGAUUCAUUCACUGCCAGUAGCCUGUGACUCAUGUAUGACUCAUGUGUGUGUGAAGCCCCACGCGAUCGCUAACCUUUCUAUUGGCCUUGCUGACAUGUUCCAGUUUCUCUCCUUUGUGUCGAUACUGACGUCAUGUGGUCCAAGGGUCACCGCUGUGUUUAGUGUUGCCUGGAAGGAAGCUACGGUUGUGAGAACACGCCACCUAACAGGUAUGAAGGUGUGGUGCUUCUGAUAAUCAGCUGCAGGAGAUCUUCUCACGUGAACCACCUACGGUGCUAGAAGGUGAAGCAGGUGGAGAACUGUCUCAGAGUUCCCAAGUGAGAAAUCCACUAUGGCCGCCUGAGCAAGUCAGCCUCAGGUUUAGUUUCUGUCAGUUACUGCUGCUUGCAAUUCUCCCUUUUUUCUUUGGGCUUGCUGCGUCCUGCUUGGUCUGCUUGUCUCUUGGUGGGCGGGAUGAAGGUGGGCUCGUGCAGGAAGUCGGUGUGAGCCAUGGGAGGUGAGCAGCAGGUGGUCCCUGGAUCAGAGAGGGCGGGGUCAGCGUGGCUCACACUUGCUGCCAGACUGGUGAAGUGGCGCUCAUGUUACCCGUUUCUUCCGUUCUGUCUGUGCUUCGCCUCCUCGCCUGGAAAGUGGGGUCGAGCUCUUCUGCGAUAUUUCGGAUCGGCUGCGACGGCCUGGAAACAGAAGGGGCAGCGCUGACUGCUCAGACCAGUAACAGUGUUUUGACAGCAGCGCCUUCAACCUUCCAGUAAACGCUGGUGAGGUCCACUUUAACACUUGAAAGUUGAAUGUUGGUCUCAUCACUUACGUGGCAGGGAAUUUCCUUCCAAAAGUGGAUCAGCCAAAUUAGAUAGCUGUUUUCACUCUGCGUAAUCUCUGCCUAGUCAAAUGCCUUGAUCUCUUCAAGAUAAAAGAAAGGUCAAACUGGUUUCAUCACGCGUCACUGGUCACUUUGCUUCCCCGCUCUGAGGUGUGCUGCAACAUGGAACUGUUGGCUUGUGUUUGUUCUCGUCCGACCAGGCCAUCGACUGAGGGAAUCCAAGCCCACAGUACUUCACAAGUGCUACUAUCAAAGAGCCGAGUCCCACUAUGCACUGCGACAGUUGAUCUCUAAACUGCUACAUUUCUCUGAAUUCAAGUGCCAUUCUUCCACAUGAUUUUGUAGUGACAUCAUGUGAUCUAACAGGACACACACACACACACCUACAUCACCACUGUUUGGGAAAAGUUGGAGUAUGGGACUGAACCGUUCUUCGCUCCGUGAAAUGUUGUUGCCUGCACUGUGUGCAGUGUAUCAGACGCAUGUUGUAACACGCACAGAGAUGCAAGUUGUGCAAAUGUCUCAUGUAAUUACAGUGUAUGUAUUAAAGGAGAUUGAA